GCUCCGCUCGCUGUUUUUCCUCCUCUACUCGCUUGUGACUUCGCUCGCCGCUCGCCAAGAUGCAGCUCAAGCCAAUGGAGAUUAACCCCGAGAUGCUGAACAAAGUGCUGAGCCGGCUGGGCGUCGCAGGCCAGUAUCGUUUUGCUGACGUGCUGGGGCUGGAGGAGGAGACCCUGGGCUCUGUGCCAGCGCCCGCCUGCGCGCUGCUGCUGCUGUUCCCACUCACUGCCCAGCAUGAGAACUUCAGGAAAAAGCAGAUUGAAGAGCUCAAGGGACAAGAGGUUAGUCCCAAGGUGUACUUCAUGAAGCAGACCAUCGGGAACUCCUGCGGCACCGUCGGGCUGAUCCACGCCGUGGCCAAUAACCAAGACAAACUGCAGUUUGAGGACGGAUCAGUCCUGAAACAGUUUCUGUCUGAAACGGAGAAGAUGUCCCCUGAAGACAGAGCCAAAUGCUUUGAGAAGAACGAGGCCAUACAGGCAGCCCAUGACGCUGUGGCACAGGAAGGCCAAUGUCGGGUAGAUGACAAAGUGAACUUUCAUUUCAUCCUGUUUAACAACGUGGACGGCCACCUCUAUGAACUUGAUGGGCGAAUGCCUUUCCCGGUGAACCACGGCGCCAGCUCAGAGGACUCCCUGCUGCAGGAUGCUGCCAAGGUGUGCAGGGAAUUCACUGAGCGUGAGCAAGGAGAGGUGCGCUUCUCCGCCGUGGCCCUGUGCAAGGCGGCCUAAUGCCCUGGGAGGCCUGCGCCGUGGCCCCUGCCCGUCAGCGUGAAAGCCCACCCCUGCCCACACGGUCCAGACGCUUCGGCACCCGGGAGACACGGCUCUCCUCCCUGGGUCCUGCUCCUCCCCCCACCACAUCAGGCGCUAGCAGAGCUCGGCUGUGGACGUGGCCGAGUUUGGUAUAAGCUUCAGGUGGCGAAACAUCCCUCCCUCCCCAUCGUAUGUCUUGUUCCUUAAUAUCUAAUGCUUUACAUGGCUGUCUGUGUCUGUAAAGUUCAGGCCUUGGAUGAGGUUGAAUUGUUUGUCCUUAAGAGGAAUAAAACUUUUCUGCUGAU
Molecule: messenger RNA, 1060 nt
Organism: Lepus europaeus (European hare)
Lineage: Eukaryota; Metazoa; Chordata; Mammalia; Lagomorpha; Leporidae
Gene: UCHL1
Product: ubiquitin C-terminal hydrolase L1
Exons: 9
Coding region: 60-731 (223 amino acids)
Biological process (GO): protein deubiquitination; ubiquitin-dependent protein catabolic process
Cellular component (GO): cytoplasm
Molecular function (GO): cysteine-type deubiquitinase activity
Source: RefSeq, a predicted model, not a curated record